AUGCAGAAGCAUCUGUAUACAUUACCAAAUAAAAGACCCCAGCCAUAUUUUCUCUGUCUGCAUGAGAAAGCUAAUCGACAGGUCCUUAUACUCGCCGACAGUCACGGUCGUCAAAUUGCAGAAAGAGUGUCAAGCCUUUUACCAAGCUACAAUGUCAUGGGUUUCGUGAAACCAGGAGCUUGUUUUUCGGAAGUAACAAAACCAAUUGAAAACUCUUGUAAAAACUUUGGACCAUCAGACUACGUGGUAAUUUUUGGAGGUGCGAACGAUGUUGCAACGGAUCAAGCCAACGAAAUAAAAAUAGCUCUUAAAUGUGUACUGAAGCAGACAACCCACACGAAUAUGUUAGUUAUUAACCAACCACAGAGGCAUGACCUACCUUCCUGGUCAUGUGUGAAUCAAUUAGUGAUUAAGAUAAACUCUGACAUAAAGGAUGUUUGUGGAAAAUUUGAGCAUGCAAAUGUAAUAGAUGUAAGCACUCUUGAAAAAUCCAUGCACACCAGACACGGACUUCAUCUAAAUUAUGCUGGUAAACAAUACCUAACAGAGAAAAUAUAUAAUUUUGUAAAGCAUUACACUAGAAAACUUACCAGUACGUUGGAUAAUUGGCUCAUAACAGGCAAUGAAAGCUCAAAAAAUAAAGCAGAACAUGUUAAAGGGGUCCAAAUUGACUCACAAGGAAGGAUGAAACCCAAGGAAAGAACGAAUAACACAAAAAUGGGCCAAAACACAUUAGAUAAAUGGUUGGGAAGAAACACACUCCAAGGGACAGACAAAUAUACCACAAUUGGUAAGUUCAAGACGACAACCUGCAAAGCAGCAAAAGAAAGUCCAAUAGUAGGAGUUAAACAAGUAAUACUUGGUUUAAUCAACAUUUCAAUUAGGCACGAAAUACAGCAGCAUAAGAUGGAGUCGAAUAGUAACAAGCAAGACGAAAACAUUACAAGGUCAGACCCAGAAUUAGGGACCAUAGAUACUGUUGUAGGGUUGGAAAAUACUAUAGAUGAAUCCACACCCACAAAACAGGAGGAACGGGAAGUGAAACCAAAGGUAGUGAAAAGUGAACCCAAUGUAUCUGUGGAUGCAAGUCACAAGGGAGAGGAUAUGGAAUUAACAAGUUUGUUAAAUAGUAUGAUGGCGCAAAUUCGAGAAGGGAAUGCUAGUUUGAAAGCAGAAAUGGCUAGUCAUAUAUCCCAACUGGAUGAAAACCUAUCUGGUAAAAUAAACGCCAAUUUAGAUAUUUUGAAUACGCAAAGCCAACGUAUCACAGAGGUAAACAAAUCAGUAAAUAGCAUUAGGGCUGAAAUAACAAAUGUUCAGAGAAAAGUCACAGAAAUAGAGAAAAGAUUUGAUACCGAAAUUCAGAAAAUAGAGAAAUCAGUGGAACCUUUGGUUAGUAAAAAAUUAGAACCGAUAAUUGAAAGUAAAUUACAGGUGAUAGUACCAGUGGUAAAGAAAGAGAUUGUUAAAGAAACGGCAGCUGAUAUUGAAACACUGCGCAAUGAGAUAAAAUUGUUAAGUCGGCAAGUUCAGAAUCAGACGUUUCUUAACUGUAGUGGUAUCCCAUUGUAUAAUGCAGGGAUACAAACAGAGGAGAGAGAGCAGGGAGGAAUUAUUAAGGGAAAUGAAGUAGGAAAAGAAUAUCGGUCGGAUGUGAAGGCUCACGUGAAUGAAAUAAGUACAAUUCGAGGUCAGAGUGACGAAUUGAUGAUGGAAGAGUCAGAGAAGGCGUUGUUUGUCGGUAGGGAUGGCAACUGUGCAGAGAGGCAGGGGCAAGGUAGGAGUGAUGUGACUUAUGGUAAAAGGUUCGUACGAAUAGUCGACGAAUCGCAUCGAGAAGUAAUUAAAGAGGAAAGGGUGAAUAAGAAAAAGGGGCAUAGUGCAGAGACGCAUGCCGAUUCAGAAAUUACCUCGUAUGCAGAAUAUGUACAUCAGCUCAAAAGCCAGCCAGCACAAUUAGAAAGAUCUUCCACUCAAGUGAUUAAUUUGGACCCGAAUAUGACAGUGUUAGAGAGCCAUACCGAUUAUGAUGUGUACCUAGUGACAGCAAGAGUACAUGACUGUGAUGAAGAUUCUUUUAAAGAAAUUAGAGAAAGUGUAUCUAACCAAGAGAAAGAGUGUUGUGAUCCCUGUAGUACUGAAGCAUAUGAGUUGAGUGAGACUGGAAUUCCAUUAGUAGGGGAAAAUAAUGAAAGUAAGAGUGGCGAAUGCACUAUCCAACAAAGGGAAAGUAGAGAAAUGGAUUAUAAUUUGCGAGAAUUAUUUGAAUCCGAAGAAGGUAAUAUUUCUAAGGAGGAGGAAUUAUCGUCAGAAUCAUCAGAAAGCAUCCAGGGAGAAAAAGAAGUAGAGGAAGUUUCCGAUUCCGCAACCGAGAGUUCAGGCAUGACAGAUUCGAAUGAGAACGAGAUGGCAUUAAAGAGCCUAGACGAAGGACUAUUGGAAAAAGUGGUGAAAGAAUUUAGGAUGAAAAGGAGAAAGAAACCUCCAGAUGGAAUGGUCAACAAAUAUACCACAAUUGGUAAGUUCAAGACGACAACCUGCAAAGCAGCAAAAGAAAGUCCAAUAGUAGGAGUUAAACAAGUAAUACUUGGUUUAAUCAACAUUUCAAUUAGGCACGAAAUACAGCAGCAUAAGAUGGAGUCGAAUAGUAACAAGCAAGACGAAAACAUUACAAGGUCAGACCCAGAAUUAGGGACCAUAGAUACUGUUGUAGGGUUGGAAAAUACUAUAGAUGAAUCCACACCCACAAAACAGGAGGAACGGGAAGUGAAACCAAAGGUAGUGAAAAGUGAACCCAAUGUAUCUGUGGAUGCAAGUCACAAGGGAGAGGAUAUGGAAUUAACAAGUUUGUUAAAUAGUAUGAUGGCGCAAAUUCGAGAAGGGAAUGCUAGUUUGAAAGCAGAAAUGGCUAGUCAUAUAUCCCAACUGGAUGAAAACCUAUCUGGUAAAAUAAACGCCAAUUUAGAUAUUUUGAAUACGCAAAGCCAACGUAUCACAGAGGUAAACAAAUCAGUAAAUAGCAUUAGGGCUGAAAUAACAAAUGUUCAGAGAAAAGUCACAGAAAUAGAGAAAAGAUUUGAUACCGAAAUUCAGAAAAUAGAGAAAUCAGUGGAACCUUUGGUUAGUAAAAAAUUAGAACCGAUAAUUGAAAGUAAAUUACAGGUGAUAGUACCAGUGGUAAAGAAAGAGAUUGUUAAAGAAACGGCAGCUGAUAUUGAAACACUGCGCAAUGAGAUAAAAUUGUUAAGUCGGCAAGUUCAGAAUCAGACGUUUCUUAACUGUAGUGGUAUCCCAUUGGUCAAGGGCCUAACGCGCGCGGAAAGAAAGAAAUGGCCCAAAUAUAGGGAAGAUCGGAGUAGUCAGUACUAUAGUAGGAUAGUGCGUCGUUCGCCUGAAGAGCAGUUACAUAAACGAAACUUUGCGAAGUAUAAUGCAGGGAUACAAACAGAGGAGAGAGAGCAGGGAGGAAUUAUUAAGGGAAAUGAAGUAGGAAAAGAAUAUCGGUCGGAUGUGAAGGCUCACGUGAAUGAAAUAAGUACAAUUCGAGGUCAGAGUGACGAAUUGAUGAUGGAAGAGUCAGAGAAGGCGUUGUUUGUCGGUAGGGAUGGCAACUGUGCAGAGAGGCAGGGGCAAGGUAGGAGUGAUGUGACUUAUGGUAAAAGGUUCGUACGAAUAGUCGACGAAUCGCAUCGAGAAGUAAUUAAAGAGGAAAGGGUGAAUAAGAAAAAGGGGCAUAGUGCAGAGACGCAUGCCGAUUCAGAAAUUACCUCGUAUGCAGAAUAUGUACAUCAGCUCAAAAGCCAGCCAGCACAAUUAGAAAGAUCUUCCACUCAAGUGAUUAAUUUGGACCCGAAUAUGACAGUGUUAGAGAGCCAUACCGAUUAUGAUGUGUACCUAGUGACAGCAAGAGUACAUGACUGUGAUGAAGAUUCUUUUAAAGAAAUUAGAGAAAGUGUAUCUAACCAAGAGAAAGAGUGUUGUGAUCCCUGUAGUACUGAAGCAUAUGAGUUGAGUGAGACUGGAAUUCCAUUAGUAGGGGAAAAUAAUGAAAGUAAGAGUGGCGAAUGCACUAUCCAACAAAGGGAAAGUAGAGAAAUGGAUUAUAAUUUGCGAGAAUUAUUUGAAUCCGAAGAAGGUAAUAUUUCUAAGGAGGAGGAAUUAUCGUCAGAAUCAUCAGAAAGCAUCCAGGGAGAAAAAGAAGUAGAGGAAGUUUCCGAUUCCGCAACCGAGAGUUCAGGCAUGACAGAUUCGAAUGAGAACGAGAUGGCAUUAAAGAGCCUAGACGAAGGACUAUUGGAAAAAGUGGUGAAAGAAUUUAGGAUGAAAAGGAGAAAGAAACCUCCAGAUGGAAUGUUAAUAGAAUUAGUUCGUUCACACUCAGAGCUGUACAACAUGAUCAAUCGUAGAUACAAUGAUUCCCUUAGGAAAGAAUCACUGUGGAAGGAAAUUAGAUUAGAGGUAAAUGAGGCCCUGAAUCCAAAUGAGGAACAAAACAAGGAUAUGUCUUCAUCACCUAUUCUGGGCAGUGAAAUUGACAGGAUAAGAACCAGUAUAAAAACAUUGUUCCCAAUGCGACAGAUAAAAGCUAAAGAUGAAAUUUAUGGAAUAGUGUCUGCCCUAGAAAGGGAGCACGUACUGGAAAGUAUAAAUGGUAAUUCACCUUGCACAGUGUUGUUUGUUACAACCUGUAAUGUUGAUUGUAUGUAUAAAUUGAAUUAA
Schistocerca piceifrons (Central American locust) is the source of this 4719-nucleotide messenger RNA. RefSeq names its product intracellular protein transport protein USO1-like. The transcript is spliced from 9 exons. NCBI's taxonomy places the organism in Eukaryota, Metazoa, Arthropoda, Insecta, Orthoptera, Acrididae. The coding region runs from base 1 to 4719 and encodes 1572 amino acids. The record is from RefSeq and is a predicted model, not a curated record.